GGCGGCGGCGGCACCGAGCGGAGCGAGCGGAGAGCGGCAAACGGCAAACGGCGGAACGGGCACGGGCACGGGCAGCGCCGGACCGCGGGCACGGCCGCAGCCCCGCCGGGCUGCCCUGCCAACAGCGCCUGCCCUGCCCGCAGCGCCGCCCCGCCCCGCCGAGCCUGGGGGCGGAGGCCCCGGCCUGCCCCGCCGCCCCUCACGGCGGCCUCGCACAGUUUUACCAAAAAACGGACAAUCCGCCGCGAUCGUUUCUAUUCUUCGGCACGGAAAAAUCCCCGAAAAAAUCAACUUUUAACCCUUAAAAAUCCAAAUAAAUGGACAGUAUGUCUCUGGCCAACACCCCGACCAGCAACGACGCGUGUCUGAGCAUCGUGCACAGUCUGAUGUGUCACCGUCAGGGCGGCGAAAGCGAAACCUUCGCCAAGCGCGCCAUCGAGAGUCUGGUGAAGAAGCUGAAGGAGAAAAAGGACGAGUUGGAUUCGCUGAUCACGGCCAUCACCACCAACGGGGCGCACCCCAGUAAAUGUGUCACCAUCCAGAGGACUUUGGAUGGCAGGUUGCAGGUCGCUGGCCGCAAGGGUUUCCCUCACGUGAUCUACGCGCGGCUCUGGCGGUGGCCGGACCUGCACAAAAACGAACUGAAACACGUCAAAUAUUGUCAAUACGCCUUCGACCUGAAAUGUGACAGUGUCUGCGUUAAUCCGUAUCACUACGAGCGCGUCGUGUCGCCCGGCAUCGAUCUUUCGGGACUGACGCUGCAGAGCUCAGCCCCCUCCGCCAUGUUGGUGAAGGACGAAUACUCCCACGACUACGAGGCCCAGCCUUCGCUCUCCUCGGCCGAGGCCGUUUCGGCGCCGACCAUCCAACACCCGCCCGCCAACCGCGGCGCCGCCGCCGCCGAACCCUUCGGCGCCGCCCCGGCGCUGCUGCCGCCCGCCGAGGCCGCCACCACCGGCACCACCAACUUCCCCAACAUCCCCGUGGCCUCCACCAACACCACCACCAGCUGGACGGCCAAUCGGACGGCGGCGUUCGCUCCGGGGGUUCCGCAUCACCAGAACGGGCACCUGCAGCACCACCCCCCGAUGCACCCCGGCCACUACUGGCCCGUUCACAACGAACUCGCGUUCCAGCCGCCGAUAUCGAAUCAUCCUGCGCCAGAGUACUGGUGCUCCAUCGCCUACUUCGAGAUGGACGUUCAGGUGGGUGAGACCUUCAAGGUCCCCUCCAGUUGUCCCGUGGUCACCGUGGACGGUUACGUGGAUCCAUCCGGCGGCGACCGGUUCUGCCUGGGGCAGCUCUCCAACGUGCACCGGACGGAGGCCAUCGAGAGAGUCCGGUUGCACAUCGGGAAGGGGGUACAGCUGGAGUGCAAAGGCGAAGGGGACGUUUGGGUGCGGUGCCUGAGCGACCACGCCGUGUUCGUGCAGAGUUAUUACCUGGACAGGGAGGCCGGGAGAGCGCCGGGAGACGCCGUGCACAAGAUUUACCCCAGCGCCUACAUCAAGGUGUUCGACCUGCGGCAGUGCCACCGGCAGAUGCAGCAGCAGGCCGCCACCGCUCAGGCCGCAGCCGCCGCUCAGGCCGCAGCCGUGGCCGGGAACAUCCCCGGGCCCGGAUCCGUGGGAGGCAUCGCCCCGGCCAUCAGCCUCUCGGCCGCCGCGGGCAUCGGUGUGGACGACCUGCGGCGUCUCUGCAUCCUCCGGCUGAGCUUCGUCAAGGGCUGGGGGCCCGACUACCCCCGGCAGAGCAUCAAGGAGACGCCAUGUUGGAUCGAGAUCCACCUGCACCGCGCGCUGCAGCUGCUGGACGAGGUGCUGCACACCAUGCCCAUCGCCGAGCCCCAGCCCCUCGAUUGAGUUCCACUUCCGGGGCUACUUCCGGUUCCAUUUCCGGGUCUAUUUCCGGUUCGACUUCCGGUUCUGAGACUACUUCCGGUUCCAGUUCCGGUCCCAUUUCCGGUUCCCUCCAGCUAUUGGACAAGGAUUUAUACAGUGUGCCCAUCGCCGAGCCCCAACCAUUGGAUUGAGCGGCACUUCUGGGUCUACUUCCGGUUCCGGCGUCACUUCCGGUUCUGCUUCUGGUUCUGGCGCUGCUUCCGAGGCCACUUCCAGUUUCAGUUCCGGUCCUACUUCCGGUUUUGGAUCAACUUCUGACUCUACUUCCGGUUCCGGCGCCACUUCCGGUUCCAUUUGCAGUUCUACUUCUGGUUCCAGCAUCGUUUUUAGUUCAACUUACGGUCCCACUUCCGGUUCCGGCGCCACUUCCGGUUCAACGUCCAGUUCCAUCACCAUUUCCGGUUCCUCUUCCGGUCCUACUUCCGAUUCCAGCGAAAUUUCUGGUUCCACUUCCGGUUCCGGCCCAAUUUCCGGUUCUCUCCCGCUCCUGGAUGAGGUCUUGAGAACCGUCCCCAUGGAUUGAGUGACGUCGCCACUUCGGCUUCCAGUUCCACUUCUGGUUCCGGUUCCACUUCCGGUUCCCUCCAGCUAUUGGACGAGGACUUCCACAGUGUGCUCAUUGCUGAGCCGCAGCCCCUGGAUUGAGUUCCGGUUCCGGUUCCGUUUCCGGUUCCAGCAUCAGUUCUGAUUCAAUUUCCGGCUCCACUUCCAGUUUUGACGCCAUUUCCGGUUCCACUUCCAGUUCCAAUUCCGGUUCCACUUCCUGUUCCCACGCCAUUUCCGGCUGUAACUUCCGGUUCCAGCACCACUCACUUCCGGUUCCAUUUCCGGUUCCCACCAGCUAUUGGACGAGGAUCGCACACCGUGCCCAUGGAUUGAUCGACAUCGCCAGUUCCACUUCCGGUUCUACUUCCGGUUCCGGUGCCAUUUCCAGUUCCGUUUCCGGACCCGUUUCCGGUUCCACUUCCGGUUCCUGGACGAGAACUUUCACACUGUGCCCAUCGCUGAGCCGCAACCCUUGGAUUGAACAUUACUUCCGGUUCCUACGCUAUUUCCGGUUCCAUUUCCAGUUCUACUUCCGGUUCUCAAGCCACUUCCGGUUCGACUUCCGGUUCCAGCAUAGUUUCCGGUUCUACUUCCGGUCCCGUUUCCUGUUCCUGCCAGCUCCUGGAAGAGGACUUGCAGACUGUGCCCAUGAAUUGAUCGACGCCGCCACUUCCGGUUCCAUUUCCGGUUCCAUUUCUGACGCCAUUUCCGAUUCCGGUUCCGGUUCUGGUUCCGGUUCCACUUCCGGUUCCUGGACAAGGACUUGCAGACAAUGCCCAUCACGGAGCCACAACCCUUGUAUUGAGCAGCACUUCCGGUUCCGGCGCCAUUUCCGGUUCCACUACCGGUUCCCUCCGGCUCACAGACGACAUUGUUGACACCAUGGCCAUGGCCGAGCCACAGCCCCUGGAUUGACCCUCAUUUCCGGUUCCGAGGCCACUUCCUGUUCCAUUUCCGGGUCUACUUCCGGUUCCACUGCCAUUUCUGGUUCGACUUCCGGUUCCCUCCAAAUUUUGGACAAAGUCUUGCACAUGGUGCCCAUGGAUUGAUCGACAUCGCCACUUCCGGUUCCACUUCCGGUUCAAUUUCCGGUUCCACUACCGGUUCCGUCACCAUUUUCAGUUCCAAUUCCGGUUCUACUUCCGGUUCCGAUGCCAUUUCCAGUUUUGGUUCCAUUUCCGGUUCCACUUCCGAUUCCCUCCGGCUCUUGGACAAGGUCAUGUGUACCGUGACCAUGGAUUAAACGACAUCGCCACUUCCGGUGCCACUUCCGGUCCCGACGCAAUUUCCGGUGCCAUUUCCGGUUCCACUGCCGGUUCCCUCCGGAUCUUGGACGACAUCUUGAGCACUGUGGCCAUGGAUUGAUCAACAUCGCCACUUCCAGUUCCGCUUCAGCUUCCGGUUCCGGUGCCAUUUUCAGUUCCAGUUCCAGUUCCGAUACCAUUUCUGGUUUUGGUUCCACUUCCGGUUCCGGUUCCCUCCGGCUCCUGGACGAGGACUUGCACACGAUGCCCAUUGCCGAGCUGCAAGCCUUGGAUUGAUCCUCAUUUCCGGUUCCGUUUCCGACGCCAUUUCCGGUUCCACUUCCAGUUCCACUUCCGGUUCUGAUGCCGUUUUCGGUUCAACUUUGGGUUCCAGCGCCUAUUCCAGUUCUACUUCUGAUUCCGGCGCAACUUCCGGUUCCACUUCCGGUUCCCUCCGGCUCUUGGAUGAGGUCUCGAGCACCGUGCCCAUGGAUUGAUCGAUGUGGCCACUUCCGCUUCCGGUUCCGUUUCCGGCUCCAGCGCCAUUUCCGGUUCCAUUUCCGGUUCAGUUUCCGGUUCCCUCCGGCUCUCAGACGAGGUUUUGGACACCAUGACCAUCAUCGAACCUCAACAACUGGAUUGAGCCUCACUUCCGGUUCCGGCGCCAUUUCCAGCUUCACUUCCGGUUCCACUUCCGGUUCCAGUUCCAGUUCCAGUUCUAACUGGCUCCUGGACGAGGUCAUGUGCACCGUGCCCAUGGAUUGAUUGAUGUCACCGCUUCCAGUUCCGCUUCCGGUUCCGUUUCCAGCGCCAUUUCCGGUUCCAGUUCCAGGGCCAUUUCCGGUUUCAUUUCUGGUUCCGGCGCCAUUUCCGGUUCCGGUUCCCUGCAAAUCUUGGAUGAGGUCAUGUGUACCAUGAUCAUGGAUUGAUUGACGUCGCCACUUCCGGUUCAGUUUCCGGUUUGGAAGCCAUUUCCGGUUUUGGUUCCACUUCCGGUUCCAGCACCACUUCCGGUUCCCUCUGGCUCUUGGACGAGGUUUUGCCCAUCUCCGAGCUGCAACCCAUGGAUUGAGCCUCACUUCCGCUCCUACUUCCGGUUUCAGCGCCAUUUCCAGUGGAACUUCCGGUUCUCGACGCAAUUUCCGGUUUCACUUCUGGUCCUACUUCCAGUUUCGGCGCCAUUUCCGGUUCAGUUUCCGGUUCCCUCCAACUUUUGGACAAAAUUUUGCACAUGGUGCCCGUGGAGUGAUCGACAUCGCCGCUUCCGGUUCCGGUUCAAUUUCCGAUUCUACUUCCGGUUCCGGCGCCAUUUCCGGUUCGAGUUCCAGUUCCAGUUCCGACACCAUUUCCGGUUUUGGUUCCAUUUCUGGUUCAGUUUCCGGUUCACUCCGGCUCUUGGACGAGGACUUGCAGACCGUGCCCAUGGAUUGAUUGACAUCGCCAGUUCCAUUUCCGGUUCGACUUCCGGUUCCGACGCCAUUUCCGAAUCCACUUCUGGUUCCACUUCCGGUUUUGACGCAAUUUCCGGUUCUGGUUCCGACACAAUUUCCAGUUCUCGAUGCCAUUUCCGGUUCCAUUUCCGGUUCCUGGACAAGGACUUGCACACCAUGACCAUCAUCGAGCCUCAACCAUUGGAUUGAUCCUCACUUCCGGUUUUGCCGCCAUUUCCGGUUCCGGUUCCGUUUCCAGUUCCACAUCCAGUCCCACUUCCGGUUCUGGCGCCAUUUUCAGUUCCGGUCCCACUUCCGGUUCCAGUUCCGGUUUUUGACACCAUUUCCGGUUUUGGUUCCAUUUCCUGUUCAGUUUCCAGUUCUACUCCCAGUCCCGGUUCUACUUCCGGCUCCACUUCCGGUUCCAGUUCCAUUUCCGGUUCCACUUCCGGUUCCGGUUUUUCCGAUUGGCGGUUUGGAAGAGGAAAUCUCAAUUUUGACCCAAAAAUGUUGAAUUUUUUACCAAAAAUGUCAAUUUUCCAUUUUGAUUUUUCUGCCAUUUUUUUGUCGCCCAACUGGAAGAGAAAAUUUCGAUUUUGACCCAAAAAUGUUGAAUUUUUUACCAAAAAUGUCAAUUUUCGGUUUCGAUUUUUCCGCCAUUUUUUUGUCAUCGAACCGGAAGAGGAAAUUUCGAUUUUGACCCAAAAA
Taeniopygia guttata (zebra finch) is the source of this 5829-nucleotide messenger RNA. NCBI's taxonomy places the organism in Eukaryota, Metazoa, Chordata, Aves, Passeriformes, Estrildidae. The record is from RefSeq and is a predicted model, not a curated record.